Botrytis sinoallii is the source of this 2539-nucleotide messenger RNA. RefSeq lists its product as uncharacterized. The record is from RefSeq and is a predicted model, not a curated record. Gene Ontology annotation, molecular function: ATP binding; proton-transporting ATPase activity, rotational mechanism. Gene Ontology annotation, biological process: proton transmembrane transport; ATP metabolic process. NCBI's taxonomy places the organism in Eukaryota, Fungi, Ascomycota, Leotiomycetes, Helotiales, Sclerotiniaceae. Gene Ontology annotation, cellular component: fungal-type vacuole membrane. Bases 233 to 2317 code for a protein of 694 amino acids. The transcript has 8 exons.
GGCUUGUUUGUACGUACUCCAAGGCUCCUUCCGUUGACCGACUGAUAUCCAUAUCCACUUGUUCUAUAAUUGAUCUCUCUCGACGCACCGGUACCAUUGAUCCUGUUUACAUGUCAUGUACUCGUACAUAAUACACACAUCGUACAUAUUCCACUCCCACCCAAUUUUCAAUCUGGAGUUGGUUGGUUAAUAAUUAAAUAAAUUCCCAUUCGUCUCCAUCCUUGAUCCUUUUAUGUCACUUGGUCUUCGUCCUCGUUUGAAAGCUCGGCCCUCAUUCUUAGAUCUCAUCAAAAUCCAACAUAUUGAUACCUUGUCAAUAGCUCCAGUCGAGCUUAAUCAAGAGCCAUUACCACAACUUCCUCUAUCACCCCCUCCAACAACAAUCCAAUUCGUAGUUCCUAAUACAAGCAAAGAAAUCGCCAACAUGGCUCCUCAACGAGAUGCAGAUGGAGAGGAACAAUUUGGUUCAAUUUACUCCGUCUCAGGUCCGGUCGUAGUGGCAGAGAAUAUGAUCGGAGUUGCCAUGUACGAGUUGGUUAGAGUCGGUCACGAUAAUCUCGUCGGUGAAGUUAUUCGAAUCGAAGCGGAUAGAGCGACUAUUCAAGUAUACGAGGAAACAGCUGGUGUCACUGUUGGAGAUCCCGUUGUGCGUACUGGAAAGCCUUUGUCCGUCGAGUUGGGCCCAGGUCUUAUGGAAACAAUUUACGACGGUAUUCAAAGACCUCUCAAAGCUAUCGCAGACAGCUCCAAUAGUAUCUACAUUCCCCGUGGUAUUUCCGCUCCAGCUUUAAACAGAGAAAAGGACUGGGACUUUAAGCCGAUUAUGAAGGUUGGAGAUCACAUUACUGGAGGCGACAUUUGGGGUACCGUCUACGAGAACUCCCUCCUGGAUGAUCACAAGAUUCUUUUCCCACCCAGAGCCAGGGGUACAAUUACUCGCAUUGCUGAAAAGGGAAGCUACAAGGUCGACCAAAAGAUCCUCGAGGUUGAAUUUGAUGGCAAGAAGACCGAAUAUAGCAUGAUGCACACAUGGCCUGUACGUGUACCACGACCAACUACCGAGAAAUUGGCAGCAGAUAAGCCAUUUAUCGUUGGACAACGUGUCUUGGAUGCCCUUUUCCCUAGUGUUCAAGGAGGAACUGUUGCCAUUCCAGGUGCUUUCGGUUGUGGUAAGACUGUUAUUAGUCAAUCGGUUUCUAAGUUCUCGAACAGUGAUAUCAUUGUAUAUGUUGGAUGUGGAGAGCGUGGAAAUGAGAUGGCUGAAGUCUUGAUGGAUUUCCCAGAACUUUCCAUUGAAAUUGAUGGACGCAAAGAACCUAUCAUGAAGCGUACAACACUUAUUGCUAACACCUCUAACAUGCCUGUCGCAGCUCGUGAGGCUUCUAUUUACACUGGCAAGUCCCCCCAAAGAUGUUCUUUCCCUCUUUCCAACACUACACCUGCACCUACACCAGCACCUUCCCUUGAUCAGUCGGUAAGUCGCGAAUACUUUCGCGAUAUGGGAAAGGAUGUUGCCAUGAUGGCAGAUUCUACAUCUCGUUGGGCUGAGGCUCUUCGUGAAAUUUCUGGUCGUUUGGGAGAGAUGCCUGCUGAUCAAGGUUUCCCCGCUUAUCUUGGAGCUAAACUUGCUAGUUUCUACGAACGUGCUGGUAAAGUUCAAGCUCUUGGUGGACCUGAUCGUGAAGGUAGUGUUAGUAUUGUCGGUGCCGUCAGUCCCCCUGGUGGUGAUUUCUCCGAUCCUGUGACAAGUAGUACUUUGGGUAUUGUGCAAGUUUUCUGGGGUCUCGACAAGAAACUUGCUCAACGUAAACAUUUCCCUUCUAUCAAUACUGCAGUCAGUUACAGUAAAUAUACUACUGUUCUCGACAAAUACUACGAGAAGGAUUUUCCCGAAUUUCCCAGACUUCGAGACCGUAUCAAGCAACUUUUAACUGAUUCUGAAGAAUUGGAUCAAGUCGUUCAACUGGUUGGAAAGUCAGCAUUAUCUGACCCUGACAAGAUUACCCUGGAUGUAGCUGCAUUGAUCAAGGAAGAUUUCUUGCAACAAAAUGGUUACAGUGACUAUGAUCAAUUCUGUCCUAUCUGGAAGACUGAAUGGAUGAUGAAGGCAAUGAUGGGAUUCCACGAUGAGGCUCAAAAAGCAGUCGCACAAGGUCAAAGUUGGGCUAAAGUACGUGAAGCUACCGGAGAGCUUCAAUCCCAAUUGAGAAAUAUGAAAUUCGAGGUUCCAAGUGAAGGCGAGGAGAAGAUCACAAAGAAGUACGAGGAUCUUGUUCAGGCUAUGACUGAUAAAUUCGCUUCGGUUACCGAUGAGUAAAAGAGAGCAUAAUAGGCGAUUGUUUUGGGGGAAGCGGUAUGGUGGUUUGCAUUUCUUGCUUUAACUUGUAUCAAAGUUUUGUUGGGUGAUAGAUAUGAGAUUGUAUGCAUAUAACGAGCGAAUGGACUUCAUAAAAAUGAAUUUUCUUCAACAGUCUUGUUGAUGUGUAUAUGUAUAGUUUGACUACUAGUUCAUUAUACAAAUGACAGGCGUGAAUGUCUU